Mycetomoellerius zeteki is the source of this 2128-nucleotide messenger RNA. RefSeq names its product BRCA1-associated protein. Gene Ontology annotation, molecular function: zinc ion binding; nucleic acid binding; ubiquitin protein ligase activity. The transcript has 6 exons. Gene Ontology annotation, cellular component: cytoplasm. Lineage: Eukaryota; Metazoa; Arthropoda; Insecta; Hymenoptera; Formicidae. The record is from RefSeq and is a predicted model, not a curated record. Bases 121 to 1803 code for a protein of 560 amino acids. Gene Ontology annotation, biological process: protein ubiquitination; Ras protein signal transduction.
UCGAGGGCGGUCGUAGGAUUAAAAGCUCUAAUUUGUAAAAUCUGAUAUAUAUCGAGCUGAUAUGGCGACUUAAUAAAUAAAAAGCAAUGUUUAUUAUAUGUCGUAAUUUAAUUAUGUGGUAUGAAUUCAUCAGCUGUUUUAGUGUCUUUGUGCGUUAUUCGCAUUGAGAUUUGUGAUUUGGAGUUAGAAGAGACCACCAGUACGAUGGCUUCAAAGAAAAUGAGAGGUUGCAGAGAACUAAGGGAUAUCAAUGUUGAGACUUAUACAAACAAGGCAGAGACUACAUCUCCAUUAUUAUCAAACCAAAGCACAAGCAAAUCUCAUUCGUUCUCAAGAACUAAUUCCGAAGAGACAUCAUUUGUAAAUUCUAAUCAUAUCGCGAGUUCUACUCCGGCAGAGAUAACUGGUGCUGCCGUUUGCACCUCAUCUGAUCAAAUAAGCUUUAUCUCCGGAAACCCCUUUGUUGAAGUUACGAAAGGCAUCCUCCAUCUCUUUAAGGAGGAUGAAUUGACUGAAAUGCAUUGUGCCGCGGAUCGCAGUCAUACUAUCUGUAUUUUGUCGGUACCAGCAACAAUGACUUGUCACGAUCUUUUAACUUUCACAGCAGCUUGUCAUCAAGACAUACAAUACUUUAGAAUCCUCAGAGACGGCAGUCCAAAUCAGUAUAUGGCUUUGAUCACCUUUAGAUCAUCGAGCGCAGCAAGCGAGUUCUACGAAACCUUCAAUGGUGCUCCUUACAACUCUCUAGAACCAGAUGUGGUUUGCCACAUGGUAUUUGUAUCCCGAGUCGAAAUAGGGAACAAUGGAAUGCCCCUGAGUGGACACACAGAAUUGCCAUCGUGUCCCGUUUGUCUUGAAAGAAUGGAUGAGAGUGUGGAUGGAAUCCUGACAAUAUUGUGCAAUCAUACUUUCCACUCCAGCUGCCUCGUUAAAUGGGGUGACACAUCCUGUCCAAUCUGUCGAUACGCCCAAACACCAGAGCCACUGGCAGAUAGUCGUUGCAUGGAAUGUGUUGCAGAUGCCAGCAAUGAUGCUUUAUGGAUUUGCUUGAUCUGUGGUCACAUAGGCUGCUCACGUUAUCAUCAAGGUCAUGCAUUUGAACACUACCGGGAUACACACCAUUGCUACGCGAUGCAGUUAGGCAACAAUCGCGUCUGGGAUUACGUAGGCGACAAUUUUGUGCAUCGGUUAUUACAGGACAAAGAUGGUAAAAUGGUAGAAGGUGGCUGCUCAACAACCAAGAGUGAGGGUGCCGCUGUGGAGGAUAAGGUAGAUUCAGUACAGUUAGAGUUCACGUAUUUGCUAACGUCACAGUUGGAAACGCAACGACAAUACUAUGAAGAAAGGCUCAAUCGUUCAGAACAACGCUCCAUAGCAGAGCUUACCGAGCUGAGAGAUAAACUGGAACAAAUACUUGAGGAAAAUUCACAGCUUAAGAAACAAUUCGCGACGUUCAAUAGCGACAAGCAAACGCUGGACAAGCGUCUACAACAUUCUACCAAUAAAUUGGCACAAAUACAAGUGGAAUUAACAGAAGAAAAAGAUCUGCGAGAGGCUCUACAAUUGAAUCAGACUUCGUGGCAAACAAAAUAUAAGACAUUACAAGACGAACUGUCCGCCAAAGAAGCAGAGAUCACUGAUUUAAAAGAGCAGAAUCGGGAUCUCAUGUUUUUUCUUGAGGCUCAAAAACAAAUUGACGAAUCCGUCAAUCGAGACGAGAUCGCUACUGGUCGUAUCGUUAUUCCUUUAAGCCCUAAAAGCGGGAAAUCAUCCGGAUCUCGCGGACGUAAAAAAAGGCAUUAACUUGAUCAAAACUUGGAGGACUAAAUCCGAGAACUGUGAGACCUGGAAACGAUUUCUCUGAAAAGUGAGGCUAAAGACCUCUUUAGGUCCGUUGCGCCGUAAAAGAAGAAAAAGAACUUCAUCGAAGAUUAUUAAACACUUAAACUUGAAAUCCUUUUGAUCUAUUUAGACCUAAAUCUUUUCCAAUUAUCAUUUGAGAAUUCUCUUCAUCAAUAUAUAAAAGAAAAUGCAAAACGCAACGUUCUGAAUUAGAAGAACGAUUAGUGAGGGAAAAGCGCCAUACAUAAAAAAAGAGUGUACUGAAGUUAAUUUUUAAAAUAUGCAA